CCACAGGCUCAGGAGAAGACAAAGGUACUCUAGAAUGGAUUUACGGCGGUAGUCACCGUUAGUUGAGAUGGUCAGAUUGAUGUUUUUCUACUCGGAUGCUGUUUAGCGUCGCUUCUGCUCCAGCAUCAUGGCAACCAUCGGGGAAUUCGACCCACUCAACACAAGAGUCCCUGCAACUAAAAUAGAAGUUACCGUCUCGUGCCGGAAUCUUCUGGAUGUGGAUACUUUCUCGAAGUCUGAUCCUGUGGUGGUUCUAUAUCUGCAGGCUAUAGGAACCAAAGAGUGGAGGGAGUCUGGCCGGACAGAGGUGAUCGAUAACACCCGGAAUCCUGAUUUUGUCCGAAAGUUUGUCUUGGAUUUCUUCUUUGAAGAAAAACAAAGUAUAAGGUUUGACGUGUAUAAUGUGGACUCUCGGAGCUGCAACAUUUCCAAGCACAAGGACUUUUUGGGACAGACGUUUUGCACCCUUGGAGAAAUUAUUGGUUCCACCGGAGGGCAUCUGGAGAAAACUCUCUCUGGAAUUCCAGGAAAGAAGUGUGGGGUCAUUAUCCUAACUGCUGAGGAGCUCAGCAACUGCAGGGAUAUUGCUACUAUGCAGUUGUGUGCCAACAAGCUGGAUAAGAAAGAUUUUUUUGGCAAGUCAGACCCCUUCCUGGUUUUCUAUCGCAGCAACGAAGAUGGAACAUUCACCAUCUGCCAUAAAACAGAGGUGAUCAAGAACACGCUGAACCCAGUGUGGCAGCCCUUCACCAUCCCUGUUCGAGCUCUCUGCAACGGCGACUAUGACAGGACUGUAAAAAUAGACGUCUAUGACUGGGAUCGAGACGGAAGCCAUGACUUCAUUGGCGAGUUCACCACCAGCUACAGAGAGCUGUCCCGGGGACAGAACCAGUUCAACGUCUAUGAGGUUUUAAAUCCCAAGAAGAAGGGCAAAAAGAAGAAGUAUGUCAAUUCAGGAACUGUAACUCUGCUGUCCUUCAAAGUGGAGUCUGAGUACACCUUUGUGGAUUUCAUCCGAGGAGGGACGCAGCUGAACUUCACUGUUGCUAUAGACUUUACAGCAUCAAAUGGUAAUCCAUCGCAGCCCACCUCCCUCCACUAUAUGAGCCCCUACCAGAUGAAUGCAUAUGCCAUGGCCCUGAAAGCAGUGGGUGAGAUUAUCCAGGACUAUGACAGUGACAAGCUCUUUCCUGCCUAUGGCUUUGGCGCUAAGCUGCCCCCUGAUGGCAAAAUCUCCCAUGCUUUCCCACUGGGUAGCAAUAAUGAUAAUCCAAACUGCGUGGGCAUCGAUGGCGUCAUGGAGGCCUACUUCCAGAGCCUAAGAACUGUACAGCUCUAUGGACCUACCAACUUUGCACCUGUCAUAAACAAAGUGGCAAACUGUGCAUCAGAGAUAACAGAUGGCUCGCAGUACUUUGUCCUGUUGAUGAUCACAGAUGGAGUCAUAUCUGACAUGGUCCAAACCAAAGAGGCCGUGGUCAAUGCAGCAUCACUCCCACUGUCUAUAAUCAUCGUAGGUGUAGGGCCCGCUGAGUUUGAUGCAAUGGAAGAGCUGGAUGGAGAUGAGGUGAGAGUAUCCUCCAGAGGGCGCCUCGCUGAGAGAGACAUUGUGCAGUUCGUUCCCUUCCGAGACUACGUGGACAGAUCUGGAAACCAAGUCCUCAGUAUGGCGCGGCUCGCGAAGGACGUCCUCGCUGAGAUCCCCGACCAGCUUUUGUCCUUCAUGAAGAGUCGAGGAAUUGAACCAAGACCAUGCAUCUCUUCCUCGCCCCUUCCAUAACAGCACAAAGUGAUCCUGCCUGAUUCCCCCUCCCUCCACCUAAAACUUUAUCCUCCUUUUUGACACCUCCACUACCAACAGUGAAGUCACUCUGCCACGCAGUAGUGAACAAAAGCAUCCUUCCUUCUCACCAGUCAAGUUCAAGCGCAGCAAAGCAUUAACACCAAGUCCUGGCUUUACUUGCAAAUGUGUACUACAACUUUGCAUUAUAUUAAUUCCUAAUCAUAUAUGAGAUGAUAGACAUAAAAUAAAAGCAGAAAUUUGGGGGAGAGGGGGCGAGGAGCGCGGGAUUGUAAAUUCAAACUUUACAAUAUAAAUUCACCUGAAUCAAAUAGAAUUAGUAAACUAUAUGAAUAUCUAAUUGUAUCUUCAUUCUUACAAAUAAACACUUAGACACACACACUCGUAAUUCGUUUUGCCACACCCACUCAUCCUUUCGCUGCGUGAAGUGAUGCAGAUUUGCCCUCCCGCUGUUAGAGAAAUGCCAUUCUCCCUCUCUGGCUGCCCUGGAGAGAGGAAGUGGAGGAGGAGGAGGUGUAGAGAGUGAAUUGAAAAGUGAGGCAGGUGCAAGAGAGCAAGGAGACAAGUGAGGAGGAAUAAAGGAGUAUUUGGAGACUUUGACUUGAUGCCUGAAACGAGGAUGGAGGAUGUUGGAUGAUGGGAAGUGGGAAUGACAAUGAAGGUCACAAAAGGCACACAUUUCUCUUUCUGACUGGCAUUUUUGUGGGGAAGAGACGCUCCCUGGUGGACAAAUGCACAUUCUUUGAAAGGCAAUAGACUUGAAUCUGAGUGUAGAUUGUCCUAUGCAUGCCUCCACUACUGUUUAUCCAUCCUCCACGACUUGAUUGGGUGUCGGAAACUGAGCUGUGAACAAAGGUCGCCCACUUGUGACCAUCAUUUGUACCAGACAAGUAUCUGUAUUAUGCAUGCAAACUACUAUGAUCAUCACAGACAGUAGUUAAAACAGUAGUGAUGAAAUGACUUAAUACUAAGUCAAAUUCAAUCAACCAGGUGUAUUUUUUAAAACGUAUUUUUCAGCGUAAAGAUGGUGGCUCAACAGGAUGCUGUAAACAUUCGUGCAAGUAUAUGAAUCAAUUUUAAAACCUUGUAUUCUUGAUAAUAUAAAAGAUGUUGUCCUUGCGUCUCUUGCAUGUUGGGAAUAAUUGUCUAAGUAUUCCAAAUAGUUUGAUCACGGCUGUAUUCUGACUUAAAUUAGCCUGUGGUCUUUAUUUAACAAUAGAAUACUUUUUUCUGUCUCAUCAUUGGCUUAUGCACGAAUAGAAAUGCCCAUACAUAGAUUUCUUGUACAGAAAAUCAAGUUUUAAUUCAUUAGGUUAUAUGCUUGAAACCAAAACUGGUUUAGGCGCUCGGUAGCAAGACAUAAAACUUUUUUAUUCUGUGUAAUGUUGAGUCUAUAUUGUAUUUUGGUGUAAUAAAUGUUUGGACUGCUUAA
Messenger RNA from Syngnathus typhle (broad-nosed pipefish), 3233 nucleotides. It is a transcript of the gene cpne9, whose product is annotated as copine family member IX. Gene Ontology annotation, molecular function: calcium-dependent phospholipid binding. The record is from RefSeq and is a predicted model, not a curated record. Lineage: Eukaryota; Metazoa; Chordata; Actinopteri; Syngnathiformes; Syngnathidae. Bases 128 to 1780 code for a protein of 550 amino acids. The transcript has 21 exons. Gene Ontology annotation, cellular component: plasma membrane. Gene Ontology annotation, biological process: cellular response to calcium ion.